Labeo rohita (rohu) is the source of this 433-nucleotide messenger RNA. RefSeq names its product uridylate-specific endoribonuclease-like. NCBI's taxonomy places the organism in Eukaryota, Metazoa, Chordata, Actinopteri, Cypriniformes, Cyprinidae. The coding region runs from base 71 to 433 and encodes 120 amino acids. The record is from RefSeq and is a predicted model, not a curated record. The transcript has 7 exons.
AUCUUAGGCUGGUUUGGACUAUAUAAGUGAUAACUGAAAGUUUGAAGACAAACUUGAUCAGAAGAGAAAGAUGGAAGCUCUAAACAUCCUUCUCUUUCUGCUUCUAACUGCUUUUCAGGCAAAAACCACUGUGGGAUGGUAUUGGACAACAGCUUCCUCAUGCAUGUAUAACUGUGGAUACGACCUCGGCAGCUGCUCAUGCAACUACGACUGUCAGUACUAUGGCAACUGUUGCUCUGACUACGACAGCUACUGCUCUACAGUAACAACUGAAUGGCCAAGUACAACAGAUUCUCCGUCCUGCAUAUAUAACUGUGGAUAUUACUUCGGCAGCUGCUCAUGUGCCUACGACUGUCAGUACUAUGGCAAUUGUUGCCCUGGCUACUACAGCUACUGCUCACAGAUUCAAACGUUUUUGUUAUACAUGUAUUAA